UGGAAGUCCCCAGUCGAGCAGCAGCGAGGCGGCUGUGACAGGGAUUCUCACGUUUUAACUCUCUCUUGCUGAGAAAAACAGAAAAGUGUGGAAAAGUUGCAUCAGAAGCGCGGCCUUGUUUUUCCAAUUUAUCCCGAGCAUGGAAGCUGAGAAGAAGAGAUAAAGAGAAGUCAACCUGCAGACUUUCAUCUUUUGGAGGAUUACCGCUCACAUGUGAUGAUUCUCUCUCGCUGACUUUGCUGGACUUCUAAGAAAGUUUCUCAAGUGUGGGUGAAUGUGGCAGAAGAGGCAGGAAAACAUGUCCAGCAGAUGUUUCGGUCACCUGUUGAGGGGAGUCUGGCUGCUCUGGCUCUGGCAAGCUGUGUUUGUGGCUGGGAAUAAACUGUGGGAAGUGCCCACAGCCUCCUUCUCAUCCAUGACCAACAUCAGCAAGAAUUUAAAAUGGGAGCCCUCCUGCCUGCAGCGCCACCCACAGGACGGCGUGAGGAUCACCUCAGAUCUUCCUCCUAGACUGGAUGGAACUUGGGUGUCCACAAGGUGUGAAGUCCGUCCGGGUCCAGAGUUCCUCACUCGGUCCUACACCUUCCAGCCCUCUCGUCACUUCCUGGCCUUGCAGCACUACUACAGCGACAGUGGCUGUGAGGACCCCUCUUACUCUUUGAUGAUCAGGGGGAAGCUCCGGCUGAGACAGGCCUCGUGGAUCACUCUGGGAGCCACUCAGGCGGAACAUCACCUUAGCAAGGUGGGCAUUGUGGUCCACACGCCGGUGGCCAAGCAAAGGUUAACCUCCAGACUUCCUUCAUCCUGUGUUGGGCUGAGUCUGGGACGUGCUGUGCCAGGAAAGCUCCACGAGCUGUACAACACCCGAGCUGGCAGAGGGUGUUUGGCAGCGCUCGGCUUCUCCAUGAUGGAGCUGGAUCUGGUUCGAGUGGAGACGCAGCAUCAUGGUCAUGGAGGCAAAGUGCAGGAGCUGUUUUUGGGAGACUUGCACACUGACUGGACUUUGAGGACUCAGUACAGACCCACGGGUUACCAGCAGCCCCUGCAGAAUGCCCUGCAUCACGUCCAUCCUUGCCCUGUGUGUGCCUUGGUGUAUCGCUCCUCAGAACAGCGCCCCCCGGUGUUGCCCCACACUCGAGCAAUUCAUCUCUCAUUGGCGGGUCGCUGGGUCAGUCAGCGAUGUGAAACUCGCCCUACGAUUCUAUUCCUCACUCGAGAAUUCACUUUUGUGCCGGAACGCCAUGGAUGGGAGGGUAUUUACCGCCACUUCUCCGACCCCGUUUGCUCCCAGCCUACCUUCACUCUACGGGCCUCCGGACACUAUGCUCCCGGUCACCCAUCCGCUAAAGUGUCAGGCGCUACGGAGUUUGUCUUCAAGGUCACGCAGGUGAGCGUGACACCUGAGGAGCAGGCGACUGCGAAGCUGCUGAACAGCACCAGGCCUGGGAAGUGUGGUCAAGCUGGUGGAUGGGCAGUGGGAGUGGAGCAGGACCUGACCCAGACCGAUGGCUGUACGGUUCUGGGCAUCAAGCUGCCUCAUAAAGAGUACGAGCUUUUCAAGUUGGAGUUGGACCACGAGAAACACCCGCUGCUUUUUAUCGGAGAGAGGCCGAGUGAUGGGUCGAGUCCAGACCGACCGCUGAGAAGACCCACUUCAUUUCAGGCUCCGCUGGAGCGAUGCAGCCACGAAGACUCACAAGCAUCAUACUCACAUGACUUGGGUUCUAACAGCAAGCAAGUCCAGCUACCAACCAGUGGAGCAGAGAAGCUAGCACAGGCGGUAUCAGCGCUGUUUGGACUGGUUGUGUGCAGCUGGAUUUGUUUUCUCUAGAGACUCACAAAUCAAGCCACAACAAGAAACAUGGACACAGUUGUUCACAACAGCGCCUCCCUCCUGAUUCACGCUGACCGCCGAUGGUGCAGACAUUUUAUGAGACGUGCAGGGGUCAACUACAGUCGAUGUUGCCUUCAGGAACACUUCAAAGGAAAUCUCUCCUGAAACCAUCACCAGUAACAACAUUUGACACUGAUGCUGUUUUUCAAUAAUAUAUUCUUUCAAGCCAUUUUGUAUAUUGAUGAUCAAUGAUUUUCUACAUUAAAACCUUUGUAUGUCAUCCAACAUUCCAGCAAACAAAUAAAGCCUUCAGCCACACAACUGAUGCACUUUGUACAAAAUUCACCUCCUGUUUAUGAUUGUGACUUUUUUUCUCCCUUCAGUCACCCAUGAUGGAAAAGCUAUUUAUUUCUAAAGGAUAUUAAUUGUGAUUUUUAAUUAGCUUCAGCUUGUAUCGCCAUACC
Synchiropus splendidus (mandarinfish) is the source of this 2298-nucleotide messenger RNA. RefSeq names its product adenomatosis polyposis coli down-regulated 1-like (gene apcdd1l). Bases 275 to 1831 code for a protein of 518 amino acids. NCBI's taxonomy places the organism in Eukaryota, Metazoa, Chordata, Actinopteri, Syngnathiformes, Callionymidae. The record is from RefSeq and is a predicted model, not a curated record. Gene Ontology annotation, molecular function: Wnt-protein binding. Gene Ontology annotation, biological process: negative regulation of Wnt signaling pathway. Gene Ontology annotation, cellular component: plasma membrane. The transcript has 4 exons.